ACUGCUGGGGGUCACAUGGGCUCUGUGCUGGGUGGGGGCUGCGUCUUGCUGACACUCCCCCCCCUUCUGCCCCCCCAGCUCUCCACGCUGGGCAGUAGCCGGUCGGAGAAGGGCUCAUCGUGGUCCAGCCGGUCGCUGGGCGCCCGCUGCCGCAACUCCAUCGCCUCGUGCCCCGAGGAGCAGCCGCACAUCGGCAACUACCGCCUGCUCAAGACCAUUGGCAAGGGCAACUUCGCCAAGGUCAAGCUGGCGCGGCACAUCCUCACUGGCCGGGAGGUUGCAAUAAAAAUCAUCGACAAGACGCAGCUGAACCCCACAAGCCUGCAGAAGCUCUUCCGGGAGGUGCGGAUCAUGAAGGGCCUGAACCACCCCAACAUUGUGAAGCUGUUUGAGGUGAUAGAGACGGAGAAGACGCUCUACCUGGUGAUGGAGUAUGCUAGUGCUGGUGAAGUCUUUGACUACCUCGUGUCGCACGGGCGGAUGAAGGAGAAGGAGGCCCGGGCCAAGUUCAGACAGAUCGUCUCGGCUGUGCACUACUGCCACCAGAAGAACAUCGUCCACCGGGACCUGAAGGCCGAGAACCUGCUGCUGGACGCGGAUGCCAACAUAAAGAUCGCUGACUUUGGGUUCAGCAACGAGUUCACACUGGGCUCAAAGCUGGAUACGUUCUGCGGCAGCCCCCCCUAUGCCGCGCCUGAGCUCUUCCAGGGCAAGAAGUACGACGGCCCCGAGGUCGACAUCUGGAGCCUUGGUGUCAUCCUCUACACCCUUGUCUCUGGCUCCCUGCCUUUCGAUGGCCAGAACCUCAAGGAGCUGCGCGAGCGGGUGCUGCGGGGCAAGUACCGGGUGCCCUUCUACAUGUCCACAGACUGCGAGAACAUCCUGCGACGCUUCCUGGUGCUGAACCCGGCCAAGCGCUGCACCCUGGAGCAAAUCAUGAAGGACAAGUGGAUCAACAUUGGGUAUGAGGGCGACGAGCUGAAGCCCUACAAGGAGCCAGAGGAGGACUUCGGGGACACCAAGCGCAUCGAGGUGAUGGUGGGCAUGGGUUACACCCGUGAGGAGAUCAAGGAGUCCUUGAGCAGCCAGAAGUACAAUGAGGUCACGGCCACCUACCUCCUGCUGGGCAGGAAGACAGAGCAGGUGGAGGGCGGCGAGUCCCGCACGGGCAGCAGCCUGUCUCUGGCAAGGGUGCGGGCACCCAGCGAGGUCUCCAACGGCUCCAGUAAGGCCUCGUCUCACAGCAAGAGCCAGCGCAGCACCUCCACUUAUCACCGCCAGCGACGGCACAGCGACUUCUGUGGCCCAUCGCCAGUGCCGGCACACCCCAAGCGCAGCCCCACGAGCACAGGCGAGGCAGAGCUGAAGGAGGAGCGCAUGCCACCACGCAAGGCCAGCUGCAGCAUGGUGGGCAGCGGGCGUGGCAUCCCCCCCUCCAGCCCCAUGGUGAGCAGUGCCAACAAUCCCAACAAGGCUGAGAUCCCUGACCGGCGCAAGGACAGCGCUGUCACCACGAACAACAUCCCGUCGAGUGUGAUGACACGGAGGAACACAUAUGUGUGCACCGAGCGCCCCGGCACUGACCGCCACUCCCUGCUGCAGAAUGGCAAAGAGAACAGCUCUGUGAGUGCCCGGGUACCACCGGCCUCGCCAUCCAGCCACAGCAUCACGGCAGCCUCGUCGGCCGAGCGAGCACGCCUGGCGCGGGGCUCCAGUGUGCGCAGCACCUUCCAUGGAGGGCAGGUGCGGGACCGGCGCGGCACCGUGCAGAACGGGCCGCCCACGUCACCCACGCUGAGCCAUGAGGCCGCCCCCGCUCCCCACAGCCGCAGCCGCGCCACCUCCAACCUCUUCAGCAAGCUCACCUCCAAGCUCACCCGCCGGGUCACACUGGACCCAUCCAAGCGACAGAACUCGAACCGCUGCGUCUCGGGUCCCUCCCUGCCGCAAGGGGCCAAGAUCAGGUCGCAGACAAACCUGAGGGAAUCAGGAGACCUGCGCUCACAAGUGGCCAUCUACCUGGGCAUCAAGCGGAAGCAGAACCCUGGCUGCUCCGACGUCCCAGGAGUGUGACAGUGACAAGCGCCCUGCCCGCCGCCCCCGCCUUGCCCAGCUGCCCGCGGAGGCUGAGGGUCUGCACUGCCACCGUCCCCACCUCGAAGCGCCGUGCCAGAGCUGGGACCUGUGCACAUCCCCAGCACCGCUGGCUCUCUGGCCCAUCAGGAUGGGGCUAGGACGUCACCGCAUUGCCAGAUGCCUCCAGCUCUGUCUCCAGCACCGCCCACCCUCCCCAACCAAAGCGCCGGGCUCUGACCACCAUAGGACCCCUCUGCAGGCCACAGCCCCAGAGAGGGUCCAGCGCCAGGGCCUGGGUGCGAGGCUAGGCCCUGGCAUGUGCUGGGCAUAGUCCCCACCCUGCCUCCUGGCCCAGGGCCGUGGGGGCUGGAGGGGCAGCCCAGCUUUCCCCGAUAGGCCCUAGGGCAUCUGGGCACUGAGCCAUUCCCUCGGUGGG
Messenger RNA from Alligator sinensis (Chinese alligator), 2512 nucleotides. RefSeq names its product microtubule affinity regulating kinase 4 (gene MARK4). Gene Ontology annotation, cellular component: cytoplasm. Gene Ontology annotation, biological process: protein phosphorylation; microtubule cytoskeleton organization; intracellular signal transduction. The transcript is spliced from 17 exons. NCBI's taxonomy places the organism in Eukaryota, Metazoa, Chordata, Crocodylia, Alligatoridae. Bases 16 to 2073 code for a protein of 685 amino acids. The record is from RefSeq and is a predicted model, not a curated record. Gene Ontology annotation, molecular function: ATP binding; tau-protein kinase activity; protein serine/threonine kinase activity.